This is a messenger RNA of Aspergillus ibericus CBS 121593, 2646 nucleotides long. RefSeq lists its product as uncharacterized. The record is from RefSeq and is a predicted model, not a curated record. Bases 1 to 2646 code for a protein of 881 amino acids. The transcript is spliced from 3 exons. NCBI's taxonomy places the organism in Eukaryota, Fungi, Ascomycota, Eurotiomycetes, Eurotiales, Aspergillaceae.
AUGACAGGCCAACCUAAGAAGCUGGCCGCGGCUCAGGUCGCCGACUUCCUUCGUGCCGGGAUUCAACUCGUCGGGCAAUUGUACGAACUCCAUGAACACGACGAUGAUCAGCCUUCGCCGGACUGGGGUGCAAACCAAACCUCGGCGCAGUUUGCAUUCCUAGAACGACAACUGUCGGAACCAUUUCCUGGUCGGGAAAUAGGGCCACUUUGUGAGCAAGAGCAGACUCUGGACAACACUCGCUCUGCCUGCGCAAUCGUCGCCCGUACCAUCCUAUCGCGCCUGAACCUGAUACAGACGUUCAGUUCGCGAUUCCCACAGGAAAUACGGACUUUCAAACAACUCUGGCCGCGAGAGGAUGUAGAGAUUUUGGAGGAACGACUGGGCAUCUUCAAGUCAGAGCUCGGGUUAGGGAUCCGGUCGAGUCAACACACUGGAACUCGGGAAUCUCUGGACUCCGCUGCUGCUGCGAAUUCCCUGGAUGAACGUGAAUUCGAUACUCAACGGAAAGCAAUAGCAACACCGAAGAGUAAGCUGCCAUCAGGGAACAGUGCGGUGUCCCUUUUUGGAAAGACGCCGGCUGGAGGGAAAAGUAGGACGGGUCCAGAUUCACAAUUAUACAAUAAGAAUACGGAGUUCACCGACCAGGAAAUGAUCAUCCGUGAUUUUCUGCUUGAGAGUCUAAAAUUCUCAUCAAUGACUGACAGAGAAGACAGUGUAACCGUUGCCCAUGGGGCCACUUUUGACUGGAUAUUUACCAGUAAAGAGCCCGGGCAUGAGAAGUCGCACGUGGAGGAAUCACUCACUACUUGGUUGUCGAAUGCCCACGAUAGCGGCAUCUUUUGGAUUAGUGGGAAGCCAGGAUCAGGCAAAUCGACGCUGGUACGCUUUCUACGGCACCACCCCACCACUUUAGAUCUCCUUCACCGAUGGGCAGGGAAUGAGCCGCUCAUCACAGCCGGAUUUUACUUCUGGAUCAGUGGCACCUUGGAGCAAAGGUCGCAGACGGGCCUCAUGCGUCAUCUCUUAUUUCAAUUGCUGGACCAGGAGAAGUAUCUCGUUCCCAUUGUGUUUUCAGCAAAGUGGAAGCACUACCAGUCUCUCAGCACGCGAGAACGGAUCAAAGCCUCCGUCUCAUGGGAGCUGCAAGAGCUCAAGGAUGCUCUCAAAAGCUUUAUGCAGCAUACCGUGGGCCAAGCGAAAAUCUGUCUCUUCAUCGACGGGCUAGAUGAGUGUGCGGGGAAUCACAAGGACAUCGUUUCCUUCUUUAAAACUACGGCUUCCCUAUUUUCUCAUGUGAAGUUCUGUUUAUCUAGCCGACAGCUAUCGAUCUUUCAGGCAGCCUUUAUCAAUAACCCCGGACUCGAGCUUCACGACCUCACCCGCCAGGAUAUGCUUGAAUAUGCUCGGGAUCAUCUACAUGGGGACUCCAUAACCCAGGUUCUGCUUGUCAAAGAUCCAGAUGGAGUAUCGCGGCUUAUCGAUGAAGUUGUCGCAAGGGCUGACGGAGUGUUCCUUUGGGUGACCUUGGUGGUGCAGUCGCUGCUGCGCCGUCAGGACUAUCGAGAGGUCUCAACAAUACACGAAUUCCUGCUUCAACACCCGGCUGACAUAGAUGGGCUCUUCACAUACUUUAUCUUUGAACAACCGGCGAAGGAUCGGACAUGUUUGAUUUCCAAACUGUUUCAGCUCCUGCAUGCUAGGGAAGAAGCAUGCCAUGCCACCGGGCAGGAAGAGGCUGUCACUAUGCAGCUAUGGGAGUUGGCGCUUGCAUGUCAAGUAGAGGGACAGAUCGAUAUUCCUGAUAAAGUCCAAGAACCGACGGCAGAUGUUAUCAAUCACAUCUGCGCACGAACCAAAGACUGCUUCUCCAAUGAUUGCGCAGGCCUGGUCAUUACGCAUGCCCCAAGCCCAUCAGGGAUUCGAACACGGGCCAAACUAACACCGGCGCGACUACUAGCAGAAAGCAAGGUCUCAUAUGUACAUCGAACCGUCAAGGACUAUCUUUCCCUUUCUCAUAUCUGGUCCCGGAUUUUGGGAUCAAUGAUAGGAACGUCCUUCGAUUCGCAUCUCGCUCUUCUCACAUCGCAUAUUCUCCAACUCAAGGGGCCCCUCGAUGGCUUCGAGCCGCAUCGACAGAUUGAUGAGUGGUGGCCCAGCAUACCCUUGGCAUUCACCCACGCCCGGCUAUCUCAAGAUGCGCGAUCCCAGCUUGUGCUGAUCCCUGAAUUUGACCGUUCCCUCUGUCAACACUGGGCGUUUCGCGAUUCCAUUGAGAAAGACCACUGGGCAAAGAAUCUCUUUUCUUCAGAUCUCGACAAGAAAUACCGCACACCUUGGCUGGUCAUACUGGAUAAGCUUCGUGAGGCCGAACGUCGUCAGUGGAUCCAGUUUCAUGACACGACUGAGGAAGGUACUCGACGUCAGGCUGCAGUCGUGUCGCUAUUUUUGCAACACGGGGCUGAUCCCGAUGCCAUGCUGCCGGAAACUCGGUUUGAUCCGUCCGCGACGGCGCUAGAAGUGAUCACCAGUAUUUAUCGGAAGUAUGCGUCACCGGAGUUUGGGAGCCUUCGGAAGGAGCUGAUCAGACUGGGGGCAAAUGCGCGAGAGGGCCAUGAUGUCUUCUACCAGGUCUAUGGAAAUUGA